UAAGGUCAGUAAUAUCCCCAUUUAGUUUAUUGGUAUAGUAUAAUUCAGAUACACAAUCACCUUCGCCACCAAUCUUCCAAGCUCCUCCCCCUCGUCGCAAAAGAAGUUCACUCCUACCUUCCCUCCCCAAAGCUAACCAACCCCUUUCCUCCAGACCUCUCUCUCCGAUUUAUCCGCCACACCAAAACAAAAAAAAACAUGUGCACCCAAGUCUACCUCCGCUUCCACGGCUGCCACUGCGAGCUCCGCUACCGUCUCGACGAGUGCAAGCACGGCCCUGCCUCGCCUCAUUGCAAAUACAUCCAGAAGGCGUACUACGUCUCGCGACGCCCCGAAUGUCACCACCACGCUUGGGUGCAGAAGCGACGGACUAUGUACAAGAUGUUGCGGGCCCGGCUGGAGGUUUUUCCUGCACUGCCAUUUCAACCUCCUCAGGCGACACUGCCCCUCGUGCAGCCGACGCAGCCGAUGCAGCCGAUCCCGUCGGUGUGGGAUAUGCCAUGGAUGCAGGACAUGUUGUCGACCCUGAACAUGCCUUCAAUGCCGUCAACGUUGGAUAUGUCAUCAAUAUCCAGCAUGUCGUUGAUGCAGCAGCCGCACUUGCCUCGGCCUCCGCCCCAGCAGCAACAGCAGCAACAACAACAGCGACGACGUCUUGACCCGAAUGACGAGGAGUUCAGGGACUUGCUUACACGCCAGACGGAGCCGGGAAAUUGGUGGGAUUGAGGAGCGUAUGACACGAUUUGGUGCGAUAUGGUUGAUAAAUUAUCCGCGCCUUUUUAGUCUAUCGGAAGGAACCUGGAUGACGAGAUACUUGAUGGAUCCCAUCGCGUUGCAUUUUGGAGCAAGAAAAGCGAAACAAAAAUACUGUCAUGAUAUUUGAUGGACUGGACGACGAGAUUACGUACAAUUGUCGGGAGUAUAUUGGAUUGUGACCUGUAGGCACAAGUUGGAACAGGAGCCGGACGGGGUUAUGAAUUAUACCACUUCGCCU
This is a messenger RNA of Pseudomassariella vexata, 994 nucleotides long. RefSeq lists its product as uncharacterized. The record is from RefSeq and is a predicted model, not a curated record. The coding region runs from base 199 to 726 and encodes 175 amino acids. Lineage: Eukaryota; Fungi; Ascomycota; Sordariomycetes; Amphisphaeriales; Pseudomassariaceae. The transcript is spliced from 2 exons.